Molecule: messenger RNA, 2463 nt
Organism: Orbicella faveolata
Lineage: Eukaryota; Metazoa; Cnidaria; Anthozoa; Scleractinia; Merulinidae
Molecular function (GO): RNA binding
Source: RefSeq, a predicted model, not a curated record
UUCCGACCGCUGGUCAAGGGGAACGAAGACUCUGGGAACGAGAUUGGGUGAGUGCCAAUCUCGUUCCUCGAGUCUUCGAUUCGUUACUUACUGCUCAAGUUUGACUAAACGAGUGACUCUUGUGAGUUCCGUUACCGGCUCCAUUGUGACUGGUUUUAAAACGAUGAAAAUGGCGGAAGUCCAAUAUUUUUGGACAUCCAAAUCCUUCCAAGCGGAACUUUCUAAGGUCGCUCGUUUGCCAACCGCUGGUCAAGGGGAAUGAAGAUUCUGGGUACGAACCCCAGGUUGUACCUAACUGAAACGUUAGGGUGGAGAGACCUCGUCAAACAAAUUGCCAAUACGCAUUAGGACUCGUUUUGAAAAAGAGCCAAAAAGCAACACGGAAAUAGCUUAUUACGGUGGUUUGAAAGUUUGACUAUUUCAAGGGAUCUGUAAGCUGGACAGAACUGAACAACUUUUUCCCACAAAGCUUUAUUAUUUUUCAAAACCUCUAAAACCGCCAUAAAAAAUCACUCUUUCAUUAAAAUGUUCUCAUUUCUGGCAUCGAUUUUGUUCUAAAGGACCAUUGGCCUACUGAACAAUAAGAAAUUCAUAACGUCAGCUUUUUACCACUGAGACAUCUCACUGCUUAGCAACAAAUGGCACAGAAAACCCUUAAAACCAACUGGCUCAGAGUUACCGUCCUCAUUUUGGAGUCUCGUGAACGGAAAAAAUCAUAAAAUAUGGUAUAACAUAAGCAACUGUAUAUAUCUGUGAUGAGAACGUUUUCUGAAUGAUUUAUUUGCGCCAAUUUCUCUAAGGCUGAGAGACAAAUGAAAACCAGGGGGAAGAGAUUUCCUGGUCAACUUGUUGAAAUUCCAAGUGAAUUCAAGAGGCACGUGACUGGCAAGGGAGGAGAUAAUCUUCGAAAUAUCAGCACGUUGACUGGGGCACAAGUGUUUCCUCGAGGAAAUAAGCGCUACGAGCUGAGAGGAUCAGAGAUAGGAGUAAAACACGCUGAACUACUUUUGAAACGCAAAGUGGCUUCAGCGAGAGUUAAAACGGACAUCAUUUGUUGUUACAUUGACGAUAGGAAUCUGCCAGAAGGGUGUGAUCUUACGCUUGUGCCUGUUGAAGAGUUGGAGCGCAUGGUGUUACCAGGAUCACGCUCCCAGUAUCGGCUGAGACCUUCUGAGGAAUACGAACUGGCAGCCGGGAUUCAAAGCGACAUUCCUUCUUAUCAAGCUAACCUCGUGGGCCAUGUACUGGCAUGUCUACGUAAGAUUAAGCACGAAAUUGAGUCAAAGAAAUUUCAGGAAGCUGACAUGUGGUGUCACUUUGGUACAGCUAUCAUCCGCGAACCCGAUGAAGCGGAUGUUGCCGAAAUAUGGAACAUUACAGAGGCGGUUGCCAAGCUACAAAACUCUGCAUCGGGCAAGAAAAGCGAUUGGCGAAUUGCUUUCAAGGAAGGCGUUCAAAUUGACAAAAAGGUUUUACAGGAGACGUUUGGUACACAGCCAGAUGAAGAUGAUUUAUACGCGGCAAGAUAUGAUUUGUGCUUUUUAACCCCUCGAGGUAGAUCAAUGAGAUGCAAGGUGUGGGUCGCUAAAAAAGGUGUACAGAGCAAGCUGCAGGAACUUCCAAUCCCAUAUAGUGACGUUAGAAAUAUUGUAGAGGAGCUUCAUCUUGAAGACGAGUGGACGAGAUCACGAUGUCGGGCAUGGUUGGUUCUUUCAUCUCCCAAAUAUCUUCAGGCAGACAUAAUAUGUCCAGGUUGCGUGGUCGACUGUAGAAUCAUGAUAAGACCAUUAUCAACUUAUGCAACUCAUAGUAGCAAGUAUGAACAGGAGCAAACCAAGGUCUUAGCUGGUUAUCUGUCCAAGCUAACAUUUACAGAGGCUAAUGGAAUCCACCUUCCGGACGAAACCCUGCCAGAAGGUUUUCUGUUCAAUUACCAGCGCUGCUCGCGUCGAACGAUGUGUGUACCACGUGACGGGUUUACUUUGAUUGUUUCUGAAGAGAGCAUUUGGUGCCGUGACGACAGAGGAGAGCAGAACAGAGAAACAACCGAUCUCCAUCUAAGCUGUGAAGAGUGGUACCGUGCGCUCAGUGGUGAAGACUGGGAACCAGAAACGAUAGUUUCCAAACUGCCUGAAUUUCUCCAGUUUGUCCAUCAAGUUCAAGAUUUUCUGUCAUUAAGUAAUUGCAGUGUAUGAAAAUCUGCCAUUUAUGAUACCCAGUUCUUUACACUUCUUUACUACAAAGCAACCUAGAGUCACCUUAAAUUUUCGAACUUAAAGGUGGCUCCGAGCACCCUCUGUACGUUCUAUAAACUUUGUAAUCAAAGUGCUCUAUGAGCAAACCCGUCGAUUUCCCAGUGGAUGAUGAUUGACAUGUGUGGCUUACGGUUUAUUCUAGUUAUACGAAUUACGUUAUUGAACUUCUGGCUAUACUUGUUAUAGCAGCAGUCUUUUUUUUUUUUUU